Molecule: messenger RNA, 1710 nt
Organism: Lasiosphaeria miniovina
Lineage: Eukaryota; Fungi; Ascomycota; Sordariomycetes; Sordariales; Lasiosphaeriaceae
Product: FAD dependent oxidoreductase
Exons: 3
Coding region: 73-1395 (440 amino acids)
Molecular function (GO): flavin adenine dinucleotide binding; proline dehydrogenase activity; sarcosine oxidase activity
Source: RefSeq, a predicted model, not a curated record
CUGUAGACAGUGUGGCCAUUUGCGAACAAAUGUUCACAGCCCUAACCAAAGUCCCUCCAUCACAGACCUGAAAUGGACCCCGCCGCGUCGUCGUAUCUCAUCGUCGGCUCCGGCGUUUUCGGGGCCUCGACGGCGCUGCACCUCGCCCGCAGAUUCCCAGGAGCGCGCAUCACGCUCGUCGAUCGCGACCACUACGACGCCCCGCGGCGCGUCGCAGCAUCGUGGGACUGGAACAAGGUCGUCCGCGCCGACUACAGCGACAUCACGUACGCGCGGCUCGCGCUCGAGGCGCAGGGCCUCUGGCGCGCCGACCCCCUCUGGCAGCGCUUCUACCACGAAAGCGGCGUCGUGUGGAUCUCGCCCGGCGCGUUCGCGCAGACGGUGCGUGACAACUUCGCCGCCCUGGGCGCGACCCCCGACGCGAGCGCGUGCUCGGUCGACGAGGCGCGCGGGAUUUAUGGCGGCUUGUUUGCCGGCGCCGACUACACCGCCGUGCGCGAGGUCCAUGUCAACCGCAGCAGCGGCUGGGCCGAGGCCAAGGAGGCGCUGCAGAGCACCGUCGCCGCGGCCGUCGCGCUGGGCGUCGAGUAUCGCGUUGCGCAGGUCGCGGCCGUCGCGUUUGAUAUGAACGAAGGCGCGAGGGGGCGGUGCUGCGGCGUCACGACGGCCGACGGCGCGCUCCUCGCUGCCGACCGCGUCGUCCUCUGCUCCGGCGCGUACACGCCCAAGCUGCUGAUCGACAGCGACCCGACGUGGGGCGAACUGCAUGCGGGCGGGCGCAUCCUCGCUGCGGGCGUCACCGAGGCCACGGCGCCGCUGGACGAGGACGAGAGGGCUGUGCUGGAGGCCAUGCCCAUCGGCAUCAACGAGAAUCCCGUGCAACGCGGUUGCGACGUCGGGUGUAUGCCGCUGCCCAGCCUCGGCGCCUUCAAGUGCUGGGGCCAGGUCUUUGUCCGAAACACGGUGACACACCCAGUCACGAACGAGCAACUCUCGGCUCCGCCACUGCAGCCCGAUUAUAAGCAGUGGGAUGUCCCCGCGGCGCUGCAGGAGGACGUGAGCUGGGCGCUCAAGUCGCUGUUUGGCGACAAGUUCCAAGGCAAGAAGAUGGAGAACUUUAGGGUUUGCUGGGAGGCAGUGACGCCCAGCGACGACUUCAUCGUGUCCCCGCACCCGGCCUGCGACGGCCUGUUCAUCGCCACGUGCGGGUCCUUCCACGGGUUCAAGUUUCUCCCUGUCCUUGGAAAAUACGUCGUGCAGAUGCUGUGCGACGAACUCGCACCCGACCUGCAGAAGCAGUGGGCUUGGGACCGCGAGCUCUCUUCGACCGAGGGUAACAAGAAGUGGCCGUGCAAGGAGUUGGGAGACUUUAUUGCGGAGGACAGCCGUGAAUGAACAGACAUAGGGUUUGCUGUAUUGUGGAUUCUACUCCUAGUUGAAUUGUACGUUUGCUCAUACCUCAAGGUGCCAACUGUGAAGAGUGCGAGAGUGGUGUGCCAAGUUCAAGCUCCGACUCGCGUGCGAAUGUGUCGGUGGGAUGGUGGUAAAUGUAACACGAGCCUGUAAGGGUUGGGCAGACCCGCUUGUGCUUGCGGCCGUUGGGAGGCAUACUCGUUUUGAAGAUGUUAUGUAGUAGGUUAUCGGGCACUACACUGGGGGGGUUAUUCACCCUCCCAACACCCUCUGGAGUCCCGCGUGUUAAGCCUUGUC